Messenger RNA from Ilex paraguariensis (yerba mate), 500 nucleotides. NCBI's taxonomy places the organism in Eukaryota, Viridiplantae, Streptophyta, Magnoliopsida, Aquifoliales, Aquifoliaceae. The record is from the annotation of a GenBank genome assembly.
AAAAAAAAAUAGUGAUUAAACUGCUUAAAUGUACCUCUGGAGGCAUUGAAAUGAUCUCUUGCAGUGCAGAAUGGUGCUUUGGAUUCCAGUCUGUUGCUGUAAUAACGAAUUGUCGUGUCGUUUUCAACGAAAUUGGCCCCGAUGGAGCAGCUGCUACCGCUGAUGAAGAUGAUCGGCUCUUUCCUAAAUGCUUACGCACCACCCGAAUCCCUGUAGGCAAGUUUCCCGAUGUGCCUUUCGGUGGAGGACCUAGGAUGUAUAUCCAAUUUUUUUGGUUACCUCCCCGGGAGAGGGGGGGGGGGGGGGGGGCUCUUAACGACGCAACACAAUCUUUCGAUCCUCUCCCACAUGGAUCUAUGGCACUGUUGUGGCCAUCUCUGCCUGAGACAAGCCAAUGCCUUCUGCAGUACAAUAAUGUUGGCUCACUUCUUAAUAUCCCAACAGUUUCGGUUCCAUACCUCUACUGUAAUUUCAUUGUUGCAAGUUUGGUCAAACUAUAA